ACAGGGUUACGUUUAUUGAUGCUGACCACCGAUGCACAUGCAUUCAAGUAUCCGUUACUUUGGGAUGGGGCUGCCGAUGAGGGGGCCAGCUGUCUCGUUGCGCAGCACUGUGGCACGGUUCAAAAGCCGUGCCCCACUCGGAGCGAGAGGGUGUUACCACGCCAAUACUCCUUGUCCUCAUCGUUUUAUCGAACUUCUCAGUCCCUACUCUCGAUACCAGCUCAUUUAGCACCUACGUAGACUUCAGAGAUGUUGUACCUGGUGUUUUCCACCUUUAUCGCUUGUCUCCUGGGAGCAAAGCUCACCGCGUACGUACGCCACACACUCCAGCAACGCCGUAAUGGCUGUCUGGAGCCACCGUCCCUGCAUCUCAAAGACCGAAUAUUUGGCCUAGAUCUUUUUUUCAAGAAAAUGCGAGCACUUAAGGCGGGAGACUAUCUUGAGGGCAACACCGCUCUCUUCAAGCUGUUCUCGAGUAAAACUUAUAGGAGCUAUUCUUUCGGUACUACUACGUAUCAUACAAUUGAUCCGGAGGUAGUGAAGAGUUAUCAAUCCACUUUCUUCAAAGACUUCGGCAUCGAGCCGCUCCGAUAUCACCUAGCCGAGAACUUGUGGGGCAAUGGUAUAGUCGUCGCAGAUGGACAACGGUGGGCAUCAGCGCGUAGCUUUAUUCGGAGUAGUUUCGAUGUCGUUCAUACGGCCAACAUAGAUCGGUUGGAUCAUCAUGUGCAAAGGCUCAUGGAGUUGAUUCCGCGCGAUGGAUCGACUGUUGAUUUGAUGCCGCUAUUCAAGCGCUUGAUCCUCGACACAUCGAGUGAGUUCAUAUUUGGACAGUCACUGAACGCACUUGACGAUCCGGACGUCACAUUCAUGGAAGCCUUCGAGUUCGCCCAACGAGGAACCGGUAUGAGGAUGAUGCUGGGGCGUCUGAGGUUUCUGCAUCGCGACGCAAAGUGGUAUGCUGCAUGUGAUAAGGUCACGAGCUUCUGUGAGCAGCGUGUAGAAGAAGCGCUUGAAAGGCUGAAAAGCGGGCAAGAGCGUCGCACUGAGCGAGAUCGGCUGCGCCUUGUUGACGAGGCAGCAAAGCUCACCACGGACCGGUACACCCUCCGCUCACUGAUCUUGAGUGUCUUCAGCCCUGCACAUGAUGGAGCUGCUGUGGCACUGAGCAAUGUCUUCUUUCACCUCGCAAGGCACCCGCGAGACGUUAUCCUUCCCACUGGCGGAGGCCUCGAUGGUAACAGUCCGCUUUUGUGCAGGAAAGGCGACAUCAUCGAGGCCGACUAUCGUACGAUGAUGCGCGACCCCGAUUUCUGGGGCCCAGAUGCGGAGGACUUUUUGCCAGAGAGAUGGGAGAAGGUGCGACCAGGUUGGGAGUAUCUACCGUUUGGUGGCGGACCUAGACAAUGUCCGGGGACAAGGCUUGUUUUUACGGAAUGCGCCUUUACCACGGUCAAGAUCUUGCGCGAGUUUACCAAGUUAGAGAACAGGGAUGAAGAAACGGAGUGGAAAGAACAGAUGCGUAUGACUUGGCAAAGCAAAAACGGUACUCUGGUCGGACUUGUCCCUGCUUGA
Molecule: messenger RNA, 1575 nt
Organism: Paraphaeosphaeria sporulosa
Lineage: Eukaryota; Fungi; Ascomycota; Dothideomycetes; Pleosporales; Didymosphaeriaceae
Product: cytochrome P450
Exons: 3
Coding region: 250-1575 (441 amino acids)
Molecular function (GO): oxidoreductase activity, acting on paired donors, with incorporation or reduction of molecular oxygen; iron ion binding; monooxygenase activity
Source: RefSeq, a predicted model, not a curated record